AUGCGACAGGAUGGCGAUCUGUUCCUUGCUUCAAGUAAAACAUACAUUGGUUUAGUUGCAAUUGACUUUGGCACAACCUUCAGUGGUUUUGCAUUCGCCUUCAACUACAAAGAAGGCGAGAAAGGUAUCCAUAUGAACAAAGAAUGGGGAGCAGAUCAGGGCUGUCCUACACUCAAGACACCAACUUGCCUUUUGCUUAAUCCAGACAAGAGCUUCAAUUCGUUUGGCUAUGAAGCACAAGACAGGUUUGCAGAGUUAGAAGAUGAGGAAGCUAGAGAAUACUAUUAUUUUGAGAGGUUCAAGAUGACUCUCCACCACAACGAGGUAAGUUUAUCAACCUUCGGCCCCGAAAUACUAGUAAUUAUAAAAGAGGGAAAUUCCUGAAUAGUGAGUAAAUAUUUCCAGAAGUGAACGAGCUUUACAAUGGCAGUUAACCGUCAACAGUAAUAACAAAAAAACAUCUCAUUCCUCAUCUUAGUUAUCUUCAUUUAUUUGUUCGGUCCAUUGGUUUAUAGCAGUUGUUCAUCACAAAUUAAUAUCCAUUGUUUUGGGAUAGCAAUUAAACUUGAACAGUACUCUGGAGGCCAGCAACGGGAGACACAUGAAAGCUUUGGAAGUUUUUUCAUAUUCAAUAAAUUACCUCCACAAAAGAGCUCUUGAGGUCAUAAGAGAGAGGACUGGGGAUGAACAUUUCACGUCCCGUGACAUUCAGUGGGUCUUGACAGUGCCGGCAAUCUGGAAGCCAGCCGCGAAACAGUUUAUGAGAGAAGCAGCUUACAAGGUAUGCAAUCCUCAAGAUAUUUUAAGAAGUUUAUUGUUUAACGAAAAAACAUUCAAAACCCCCAGUACGAAAAUUAACUAAACGAUAACAAUUUGAUUUGAAUCAUUUUUUCAAAAAUUUAUUUUACUUCAUCUAAAAAUCAAUUUUCCACUAAUCUAAUUUGCAGGAAUAAAUAUGUACAAAUUAAAGCCUCUAUUUGGCUCUAAAUAUUGCAUGGAUAUUUUCCACGGACGUUACGUACACCGUUAACGAGAGUAAAGCUCCAAAAUUUUAGUACAAUCAAAGUAUAUCAAAGCCGCUAUCAAAGUCAUCAAGUUCUUCUUCUCAACUUUACAUUAGUUUUCCACUUUCAGAGUCUAAAGUAAUUUUUGCAUUCUUCAUCUGAGGUGCCUCAUUCAUCACAUUACAGAUGUGAAAAGAGAAGGCACACAUAAAUAUUUAUACGUUGAAUGUGUCUUCCACCAGGCAGGUGUAGGCUCUCCAUCUAACCCAGAGCAAGUAGUAAUUGCCUUGGAGCCGGAGGCUGCUUCCGUUUACUGCAGAGAACGAAAGAUGAGGGAUUUUGUUUCAGAGAUUGGGAGCAACGAAGCGUCAGUUUCUGAUACUAUUGCCCACACUGAUGUGAAGUACGUGGUGGUAGACAUUGGAGGUAAAUACUUAAAGCAAUCAAGAAGAAUGUUUAAACGGAACAGGUUUAAAAGAAAAUGUCGCCUUUCUGAAUAUUUUUUAAAAUCGUGAUUGUCCAAUGGGUCGCUUUGACAAAAAUGAUAUCCGUGGAAGCGGAAUUUCCACCCCUUUUUAAGGCAUAUGACCUAUUUGGGAAUGUAGGUGAGUUUUUCCCAAAAUGAUGAAAUACCGCAUAAGUAGGCGCGAAGAAACCGAAAAAAAUGUAAACCACAGGAUAUCUUAUCAUUGCAUUGUUUUAGUUUGUCACAAAGUUAGGUGGAGUUACCUGACACCGCCCCCCCUCCCCCCCCUCCCUCUUUAUGCAUCCUUCAAGGAUUUCCCUCCCAAGUUAUCCCUAAGGUUUCCCUCAUUACCCCUUCCUUAUUACUAGUAUUCAUAUUUCUAGGAGGAACCAUGGAUGUUACCGUACAUCAAAUUCAAAUGAAUGGGUCGAUCAGAGAGCUUCACAAAGCAACCGGAGGUCCUCACGGCGGAGACAAAGUUAAUGAACAAUUCAAGUCCCUUCUAGAGUCAAUUUUCAGUGCAACAUUUAUUGAGAAUUAUUCCCAGAAUAAUCCCGUUGAUUGGCUUUACCUCAUGAAUGAUUUCGAAGUAAAGAAACGAGGAAAACGGACCUGUGAAGGUGGCACAACGAGAAUUCGGUUGCCAGUAAGUUUUGUGAGUAAAUUUUCCAGUAAAAAAGGCUGGGAUAUUAAUUCAGUUAUCGAACAACGUUACAGUUUGUCGGAAAUCAAAGUCCAGCGUAAUGAAUUCCUCUGCCUUGACCCACAAAUCAUGAGACAACUGUUUGAGCCUGUCCUCGAUGGAAUUAUCACUCACCUCUCCAACCUGUUCGCCAGAGAGGAAUUGUCUGAAGUUAAAUUUGUCUUCUUAGUUGGUGGAUUUGCUGAUUCGCCACUGCUCCAGGAGAGAAUAAAAAAACAUUUCCACAAAAGCCUUCAAAUUAUGGUACCGCAGAAUGCAUCUCUUGCAGUUGUCCAAGGCGCUGUGAUAUUUGGCCAAAAACCACACGUAUUUGAAUCUAGAAUUAUGACUUCGACUUACGGCAUCCGUAUACACAGAUUGUUUCUUGACGGGCUGCACCCUGAUUCAAAGAAGGAAAUCAUAAACGGAAUUCCACGUUGUAAAGAUGUCUUCUUCAAGUUUGUUAAAGUCAACGAAGUUGUCAAAGUUGGAGAAAGACGUAGAUUCACAGGCUUUGCUCCUCUGAAAGGGGUGGAAAAGCAAAUCAAAAUUGAUUUCUAUCAAUCGGAUCGCGACGAUGCGGAGUUUGUUACAGAUCCUGGCGUAGAAAAGACGCCCGGUCGAGGAUUGGUACUCGAGACGCCCGAAGCUUGGAAAACUAACGACAUCGAGAUCAAUUUGUAUUUUGGUGGAACGGAAAUGAAGGUCACAGUGGUAAACCUCACAAGUAAUACACAAUCAACAGCCUGCCUAGACUUUUUGGCAAUUAAUCAGUAAUUAAUGGAAAUAUAUGAGUAUUUCAAGGGAUUCUGAGAGUUAAGAAAACUUUUUCUUUUAUUCAUGUUUACUCAGUUUAGUUUAAGCCAGGAAUUUCGUUGUUGACUGCUGUUAAGAUACGUCUUAAUCAAGUCGCCAAAUUCUUAAUUCCUAUCCUACAUUUAGGUCUUGCACAGUAGAAAUUUGUUGGAUACUGGCACUCCCAGCGGAUCUCUCUUGAUCUAAUGCAGCAGACAUUUACUAACUUAUUUGACUGACCACGUCAAAAUUGCUCUUAACUGCGCUAAAGUUUCAGAGAAAUGCUGAAUAUUUCGCAGACUCGAUGGUCUCCCUUUCACUGAUUAUCUCACUUUUAUAACUAAUUUUGAAAAGCUGACGUCUCGCCCCUGUCGAAGCAAAAUGAAGUCCAAAGAGCGGGCAAUGUUCAAUCAACAGCUCAAAAUUCUUGACGGCGGUCAAUUUACUCUGAAGAACUCUUUGUUGAUAACGCGGUGUUUCACUUGGCCGUCAACUCAGUAACAGAAUCUCAAAAAAAAUUAAUUACUAAAUCACUUGGAUCCAAUCAGUAAUUCUCAUCUGCUUUAAUAAUAAUAUCGAAAUAAUAAUAUCGAAGAAGAUAAAAUAAUUGUUCAUUCUUUCAAAUAUGGCUAGGGAACCGCUAAUGGAGAGGCAACGUUACACAACGGGCUCCAUAUUCUUAUUUAUCUACAUUAUAUUUUGUAGAAUCGCUUAAAACAAUGUGAAGUUUGUAAACUUAGAGUAGAAUAAGCAACAGUUUCAUGACCUUUCAUGGUGUGGAUCACGCGCUCAACUACCGGCAAACAAUUUUAACUAAAUAUCAAUUGCGCAUCGGUUAGACUAUGUGGUGUCUUAAAUUCAAUAGAAUCCAGAUGCUACGAUAAACAACUAUGACCAUUCAGAAUUCAUUGUAAAUUAGAUUAAUUCUACAAGAAACAAUAUCUUGAGAAUACUGUUAUGGACCACAAAACUAUUAGAAGAAUAUUUAAGUUGUGAAUUGCAAGUUUUUCUCGGCAUGAAACCAGAAGUUGAAAUCAUUUGCAUAAGUUCUCCGAUAAAAAUAUACUUCUUAGAAACACUAGAGCGUGCAACUUUCUUGCAUGAUGUGAAGUAAACAACAUACGGGAAACUUUCGUUACCCAAUAAAAUCCAAAUCAAUAAAAAGCG
Messenger RNA from Pocillopora meandrina, 4114 nucleotides. NCBI's taxonomy places the organism in Eukaryota, Metazoa, Cnidaria, Anthozoa, Scleractinia, Pocilloporidae. The record is from the annotation of a GenBank genome assembly.